Molecule: messenger RNA, 2319 nt
Organism: Lemur catta (Ring-tailed lemur)
Lineage: Eukaryota; Metazoa; Chordata; Mammalia; Primates; Lemuridae
Gene: GABRA2
Product: gamma-aminobutyric acid type A receptor subunit alpha2
Exons: 10
Coding region: 30-1586 (518 amino acids)
Biological process (GO): monoatomic ion transmembrane transport; nervous system process; gamma-aminobutyric acid signaling pathway
Cellular component (GO): postsynapse; synapse; neuron projection
Molecular function (GO): benzodiazepine receptor activity; GABA-gated chloride ion channel activity; inhibitory extracellular ligand-gated monoatomic ion channel activity
Source: RefSeq, a predicted model, not a curated record
CAAUUUUAAGUGUAUUUUGGUUUUCUCCUAUGGCUUUGCAAAGAGUGGCGAUGAAGACAAAAUUGAACGUCCACAACAUGCAGUUGCUGCUGCUUGUUCUCUUGGUGUGGGACCCAGCCAGGUUGGUGCUGGCUAACAUCCAAGAAGAUGAAGCUAAAAAUAACAUUACCAUCUUUACGAGAAUUCUAGACAGACUUCUGGAUGGUUAUGAUAAUCGGCUUAGACCAGGACUGGGAGACAGUAUUACUGAAGUCUUCACUAACAUCUACGUGACCAGUUUUGGCCCUGUCUCAGAUACAGAUAUGGAAUAUACAAUAGAUGUUUUCUUUCGACAAAGAUGGAAAGAUGAACGUUUAAAAUUUAAAGGUCCUAUGAAUAUCCUUCGACUUAACAAUUUAAUGGCUAGUAAAAUAUGGACUCCAGAUACCUUCUUUCACAAUGGGAAAAAAUCAGUAGCUCAUAAUAUGACAAUGCCAAAUAAGCUGCUUCGAAUCCAGGACGAUGGCACUCUGCUGUAUACAAUGAGGCUUACAGUUCAAGCUGAAUGUCCAAUGCACUUGGAGGAUUUCCCAAUGGAUGCUCAUUCAUGCCCUCUGAAAUUUGGCAGCUAUGCGUAUACAACCUCAGAGGUCACUUACAUUUGGACUUACAAUGCAUCUGAUUCAGUGGAGGUUGCACCCGAUGGCUCCAGGUUAAAUCAGUAUGAUCUGCUGGGCCAGUCAGUUGGGAAGGAGACAAUUAAAUCCAGUACAGGUGAAUAUACCGUAAUGACAGCUCAUUUCCACUUGAAAAGAAAAAUUGGGUAUUUUGUGAUUCAGACAUAUCUGCCUUGCAUCAUGACUGUCAUUCUCUCCCAAGUGUCAUUCUGGCUAAACAGAGAAUCAGUGCCUGCAAGGACUGUGUUUGGAGUGACAACUGUUCUUACUAUGACAACUCUAAGCAUCAGUGCUCGGAAUUCUCUCCCUAAAGUGGCUUAUGCUACUGCCAUGGACUGGUUCAUUGCCGUUUGCUAUGCGUUUGUGUUCUCCGCCCUAAUUGAAUUUGCAACUGUUAAUUACUUCACCAAAAGAGGAUGGGCUUGGGAUGGGAAGAGUGUAGUAAAUGACAAGUCCCCUUCAAUAAAAGCUGAAGGCAUUACAUUAACAUACAACUCAGUGAAAGCAAUUCUUCAAGGAGCUAAGCUAAUAUGGUCCAAGUAUAUAGCUUUCUCAUGGCCCAAUUUAAUCCAAGAAAAGACUUUAGAGUACUUAGAGAAGUGGAUGGACAGUUUAACCUUCAGACGAUCUUCUAAAAAAGAGAAAGCCUCUGUCACGAUACAGAACAAUGCUUACGCAGUGGCUGUUGCAAAUUAUGCCCCGAAUCUUUCAAAAGAUCCAGUUCUCUCGACCAUCUCCAAGAGCGCAACCACGCCGGAACCGAACAAGAAACCAGAAAACAAGCCAGCGGAAGCCAAGAAGACCUUCAACAGUGUUAGCAAAAUUGACAGAAUGUCUAGAAUAGUUUUCCCAGUUUUGUUUGGCACAUUUAAUUUAGUUUACUGGGCUACAUAUUUAAACAGGGAACCUGUAUUAGGGGUUAGUCCUUGAAUCUAGAUACAGAUUAUCUUUGGGAUGUAUAGCAACAUUAAAUUUGGUUUGUUUUGCUAUGUACAGUCUGACUAAUAACUGCUAAUUUGAGAACCAACAUGUACAGUAUGUAUAUAGUGAUGUAGCUUACCGGUAGGCCUCUAAUGGAGACAUGCAUUUGCUAACUCAUGGAACUGCAGGCAGAAAGCACUCCAUGCCAAAAGAGCCAUUGCCUUUUUAAAAGAUUUGCCCUAGGACCUGGUUUAAAGUGGAUUUAAUAUCAACUGAUUUUUUUCCUCUUCUAAUAGCGAUGAAAAUGGAGAUCCUAUACAGCCCAUUAUGGACCCUUUUGGUUUAGGUCUGAAAUAGGAGUAUUUUCUAUUAAUCCUGAUGAAAGAUAACAUCAUCAUUCAUAGAUGAUUCUUCUAAAUAGCAGAACCUCAUAUCUGCACCAUCAGUUCCCUUCAUAAGUGCUCACGAUCUCUGCUAGUGUGAUUGGAGGCUUGCCACCCAUAAGAAGAAAAACUAGAGAUUUGAAAUCAGCUUUUAAUUACUCUGUAUAGUGUCUAUAGCCAUGUACAUAUUACAGCAUGACAAGCUCGAAUAAUUAUGAGUCACCCCGACAGGAUGUUAAUUAUGCCUACAUUUUAAUAACUAUUGGAAUGUCACGGCCAUUACAUUUUUAGCUUCAGAGUUUAUUUGAACAUAAGAAUUGAAAUCCUACAAUUUAUUUCAAUCAUUGGAAACUACCUUA